Molecule: messenger RNA, 888 nt
Organism: Protobothrops mucrosquamatus (brown spotted pit viper)
Lineage: Eukaryota; Metazoa; Chordata; Lepidosauria; Squamata; Viperidae
Product: non-structural maintenance of chromosomes element 3 homolog
Exons: 11
Coding region: 58-846 (262 amino acids)
Cellular component (GO): nucleus
Source: RefSeq, a predicted model, not a curated record
AAGAGAGGCGCAUGUGCAGUGAGACGGCGGACGGUACCGAGGCCUCUUUCCAAAGCCAUGUCUCAGCACAGGCAUAGUAGCAGCAGCAGCAGCAGAGGAUCUGGCUCUUCAAAGGUACGGCAUAUGGACGUUGAUGAAGAAUUCACUUUCAGUCCGUCUCAAACGCUAAGUCAGGCGCAACGUAAUUUGGAGCAACACUCCCCCGCUGAAGUGGAACAAAAAGUAAAUGAACUAGUGCAAUUCCUUCUGAUCAAGGAUCAGAAGAAAAUCCCUAUUAAACGGACAGAUAUUCUGAAAUAUGUCAUCAAAGACUACAAAGAUCUCUUUCCUGAGAUCCUCAGACGAGCCAACCAGACUCUUCAACAGGUAUUUGGGCUGGGAGUGGUGGAAAUUGACCCAAAGUACCAUUCCUACAUCCUGAUCAGUAAAUUUCCUCCUUUGGAAGGGGAUAUUGUGAAUGACGAUGAGAACGCUCCCAAGAUGGGCCUCCUUAUAGUAAUACUUAGUGUUAUCUUCAUGAAAGGCAACGUGGUCAAAGAAUCUGCUGUUUGGGAAAUGCUGAGGAGAUUACAUAUUGACUGUUCUGGGGGAAAACACAAAGUCUUUGGUGAUAUCAAAAAGCUGGUGACAGAGGAAUUUGUGAAGCAAAAAUAUCUGGAAUAUACACGUCUCCCACACACAGAUCCGCCUGAGUUUGAAUUCAGGUGGGGAUCGCGAGCUUUUAAAGAGACCUCCAAGAAGCAGAUCCUACAGUUUGUUGCUAAGAUACAAAAGCAGAAUCCCAAAUCUUGGAUGAGCCAGUACAAUGAAGCGGAAGCAGAAGCUGGUGCAGUGGGAAAGUUAUAAAUAUUAUGGUGUCGUUCAAUUAUAAAGAAUUGUCAAAAACUC